AUGAAAUUGGCUGACAAGAAUACACUCCAGGCCGCACAGCCUCCACAAAAUACUUUCCGUGUCGUGCCAACAAAGGAUACGUCUAGGAUAGUUACUUUGCCAGCGGGAAUGAACGAAAUUCCAUUCGAACUUCAGGUGCCCAAAGGGGCUAUCCCAAGUUUCAAUUACGCCUCGCCAAAGAGCGGUGCUAGUGUGAUUAACAGCUAUUCGGCCGAAGGUGUGGUCAAGCUUAAUGGCAAGACUGCCCGAACUGAUAGAGUAACUAUUGACGUCAAGGGCUACGGUGAUGCACAAGGUGGCCUUGGUCUCAAUGAUACUGACAGUGAAGUGGCAGUUGCUAAGAAGUACGUCACGAAAGGCAGUGGUAUCGACUAUGGCCUCGGUCAAAAGAAAGACAGCGAAAGCCGAAAAUACCGUCAUUUCGAAGCUAGUGUUGUGCAAAAGGUCGACUGUCCAGCGGUAGGAAUCCACGACGAAACGGUACUCAAGCCGAAUCUGAAGCCAAAAAAAACUGGGAAGUCAUCUUCUGUCAUAAGCAAAUACAACGACGAUCCAGCUAACACCUCCAAACUCCUGAAUGAGAACUUUAAAUUGGCGUUCGAAGAGCAAAAUGCAGCUAUCAACUCUGAUCUGCCUUCUAUAAAAACAAGAGACUUUUACAGCAGUUACAAACUCACUCUGGAGGCUGACGAUGCUACCUACGAAGCACCAAUUGCGCUUGUGGAUGACCUCAAACAAGGCUGGAUACCUACACACCUCACGCCACCCACAUCCAUCCAAAGAAUAUAA
This is a messenger RNA of Dibothriocephalus latus, 789 nucleotides long. The record is from the annotation of a GenBank genome assembly. NCBI's taxonomy places the organism in Eukaryota, Metazoa, Platyhelminthes, Cestoda, Diphyllobothriidea, Diphyllobothriidae.